GAUGCAGCUUAUUUUUUUAUUUUCACGGAUGCGACUGACUAUGUGCAACAAAAAGACAUGCUUACAUAAUACUGAAAUGGAUAUGCUCAUUGUGGUAUGUUUUAGGUGCCGACUCUUACAACUAACCUGAUAUGAGCCCGAUCACAGCCCACGGUGACGUCGAAGGCUGAAUCGAUGUUCUUAAUGGUGCUUAACAAUAUAUAACAAUUGGAAACUAAUUCCCCUACCUUCCCACUGCCUGGUUUCAUCAGGGCAGAUAUCCAAUCAUUCAAGCCAUGACUUCAUCCGAUCAACCUGUCUUAAUUAUCGGCGCCGGCGUCGCUGGUCUCACAUUGGCGCAAGGCCUACGCCUCCGCUCAAUCCCAUUUCGUCUCUUUGAGCGCCAUCCGCAGUCACAUAGCUCACAAGGCCACCGUUUUCGUAUCUCCAGAGAUAGCCAAGCCGCCCUCAACAGCGUCCUAUCGCCUCAGUUACAGGCCCUUCUCAAACGCACCGCAGCCGAUCAGUUUCUCUUUAAGCCGCGAUAUGUCGACGCCAAGAAGCUCGACUUCGCAAAGUUAACACCGGUAGAUCCGGAUACGAUGGCCAUCGACCGGACAUGGAUCCGUAUGCUGACCACCCUAGGCCUUGAGCAAUCUGUUGAAUACGGAAAAGAGUUUAGAUCCUACGAAAUCGUGGACGGGCAAGUUCAAGUCAAAUUUACUGAUGGCUCGGCCGUAUCCGGGAGGCUUCUCGUCGGCGCAGACGGUAUCCGAAGCCGUGUGCGUAAGCAGCUACAGCCAAAUCGCAAAUUGCUUGAUCUGGAGCGCAGCAUUAUGUGGGGCCGCACUUUAUUAACCGACGAUCUAAAGGAGAAUAUACCGCAAGAUAUGCUGAGCUGGUGUAUGUAUCUAGACCAGGAGACUAAUGUUCAGGUUGUCGUUGAGCCUAUGAUAUGGUCGAAAAGCGUGCGGCAAGAGUCGGACGCCAAGUUACCUGAUUUCCCCGACUACGUAUUCUGGGUUGUUUGUACAGCAUCUUCACAAUAUUCGGAACUACUACCAAAGACGGUGGAGGAGAAAAAGUUGUUUUUGGAGAAAGUGACCAAGACCUGGCACCCCGCCCUCAAGCUUUUGCUUGAUUCGGCUACGCAUGAUCUGUCUGCUUGCGCACCUGUUUUGUCGAGCAAGCCAGACAUCGAAAUUAGCUCAGUUGGUCAGCCUAGUAAGCUGGUCACCCUUGUCGGCGAUGCAGCGCACGCAAUGAGUCCUAUGGGUGGUUCUGGCGGUGCUACGGCUAUCUUGAAUGCCGCAGAUCUAGCGCGGAUAAUUGCUGAAGAAGGCAUCACGAAAGGUAGUAUCGCGAACUUCGAGGCAAGGAUGGAAGAAAAGGCAAAAGACAUGAUCGAGCACUCUUUCAGGGGCGGCCAGAAAUUCUGGCGUGGGAAGGAAUGGUCCGAAUACAGCGAGACUGAUGUUUGAAGAUCUAUUAAAUUAAAUAAAAAUUCCUUCUCCCAUUCCCAGGGUAUAUUUCUCAUUCCGUUUUACCAAUCAGUUCUCAUUGUACCUCCCACCACCUACACUGCAUCAUCUCCUGUUCUACUUACUGCCAUAUCGCGCAACUCGAUAGCUUCCCCACUCCAACUAGAAUUCUGCUCAUCCGAUCUCUUCGCCGCAUCCACCCACUUUCCCUGUCCCGUACCAGGUCGCAAUCCCUGCACACUUUCUCCCUUUUUAUCCCGCGCCUCAUCGCCGGAUCUCUGCCCGCUCCCCUGAUCAUAGGGGUGGUGUCGUCCCGAGGACAGCGACAACGCCGCGGCUGCGUGUCGGAUCGAGUCAAGCGAGACGCGCAACGCGCGUGGCAGGGACUGUUUAAUUGCGCGACCGAGCCGGAAGGAGAGGUGUGGAAGGUUGGAUGCAAGCAGGCCGACACCGAUCUCGAUCGUAGGCCAGUUAGAGAAGAGCAGGGAGGAUCCUGUGCUCAUCGCGAUUAGCAUGAGGUGAAAUCCGGGAGAGGGCUAUGCUGGACAUUGAAAUACCUUGGAAGAAAUUGGCCCCGCUGCCAGAUUCUGUAAGCUCUGGUUGGGUGAGGUUUACGAGCUGGAUGAUGGUGUUGUUGAGUCCAGCGACGAAAGCGCUAGAAGCGAGUUAGCCUGGCACGGGGGGGGGGCAUUGG
Annulohypoxylon maeteangense is the source of this 2154-nucleotide messenger RNA. RefSeq names its product FAD/NAD(P)-binding domain-containing protein. Lineage: Eukaryota; Fungi; Ascomycota; Sordariomycetes; Xylariales; Hypoxylaceae. The record is from RefSeq and is a predicted model, not a curated record. The transcript has a single exon. Gene Ontology annotation, molecular function: FAD binding. Bases 276 to 1460 code for a protein of 394 amino acids.